AUGGCGUUGGCCAUGAGGACGACAUAUAUACACAAGAUUGCUUGCGAGCGCCCCUUAGACAGAAAGGCUUCAGCUAAAGCAAGGCCCAGAAUUGGCGACCAGCUGAAGUUUCAGCGAUCAGAAGUAGAUCGCCUGGAACGAAUUUAUAAUGACCGGUUACUCUCGAGCAAUAAUAACAUUAAUGAUUUGCUAUUACCGGUAAAACCCAAAUUGCCAGGGGAUUUUUACGAAGGCAAACCAGUGAAAGUAGCGUACCAAGGAGCGCGCGGAUCGUACAGCCAUGAGGCGGCAGUUGAAGCAUUCAAGCGGUGCGAGGCACUUCCCUGCCCAGAAAAUAUGGACUCGGCCUUCGAAGCUCUGGAAAGCGGUGCUGCUGAUACAGCAGUGGUGGCGGUGGAAAAUUCUUUAGACGGUGUCGUAGGCAGAAACUACGAUCUGUUGUUGCGCCACCGGAAUAUACACAUCGUGGGGGAGGUGAUUCUGAAAGUUAAUCAUUGUCUAUUGGGGCUAAAUGGCAUAAAUGGCAUAAGACGGAUUCUCGGCCACCCGCAGGCGCUGAGUCACUGCCGCCGCCGGUUGCAGACUCUGAACGCCACCGUUGAGGCCGUCGAUUGUGCCCCCGAGGCGGCGCGUUUAGUGGUCGAGAGAGAAUGUUGUGACGUGGCAGUUAUUUGCAGCGGCGUUGCUGGGCGGGAAUUAGGGCUCCGUGUUUUGGAGCCGGCGAUGCAGGAUGAUGACGAUAACUUUACGCGGUUUCUUGUUCUUGCUAAACAUUUACAGGUGGCUUCUGAAGCCACCGGCAGAACUUGCAAAACAACGGUGGCGUUUUCUGUAGAAACUGCUUGUCUGUUUAAGGCUGUGGAGAUUUUCGAAAGGAGAGGGUUGAGAGUUGUGAAGAUCGAGAGCCGGCCGAGAAGGGAAAAGCCGAUGAGAGACGGCGUGGGAGGUUUCAAGUAUUUUGAGUACGUUUUUGUGGUGGAUUUGGAAGGAUCGGUUGCAGAUCCUGAAAUGCAAGGAGACUGCCGGGGAUUUUUACGAAGGCAAAGCAGGGAGCACGCAGGUCGUACUGCCAUGAGGCGACGCGCUUCCCUGCCCAUAAAAAUAUGUAAAAAAUUGAAGUAUGAUAGCGUCAAGAUUUAUUGA
Cryptomeria japonica (Japanese cedar) is the source of this 1143-nucleotide messenger RNA. Its product is annotated as arogenate dehydratase/prephenate dehydratase 2, chloroplastic-like. Gene Ontology annotation, molecular function: prephenate dehydratase activity; arogenate dehydratase activity. Gene Ontology annotation, biological process: L-phenylalanine biosynthetic process. Gene Ontology annotation, cellular component: chloroplast; cytoplasm. Bases 1 to 1143 code for a protein of 380 amino acids. NCBI's taxonomy places the organism in Eukaryota, Viridiplantae, Streptophyta, Pinopsida, Cupressales, Cupressaceae. The transcript has 2 exons. The record is from RefSeq and is a predicted model, not a curated record.